This is a messenger RNA of Rhizophagus irregularis DAOM 181602=DAOM 197198, 998 nucleotides long. RefSeq lists its product as uncharacterized. NCBI's taxonomy places the organism in Eukaryota, Fungi, Glomeromycota, Glomeromycetes, Glomerales, Glomeraceae. Gene Ontology annotation, molecular function: protein kinase activity; ATP binding. Gene Ontology annotation, cellular component: cytoplasm. Gene Ontology annotation, biological process: protein phosphorylation; signal transduction. The record is from RefSeq and is a predicted model, not a curated record.
AUGAUAAUCACAGAAUAUCACGAGUUAGGAGAUCUUACACAUUAUGUAACUAAUGAUUUUUUUAAUAUUAGUUGGAAAGGUAAGUUAGAGAUGUUAUUUGGUAUUGCAGUUGGAAUUAACAAAAUACAUGCUGCAAAUGUUAUUCAUAAAGAUUAUCAUACUGGAAAUAUUUUUGUUAGUAGUAGUUAUACUAGGACGACAACAGGUGAUUUAGGACUAAGUAAAUCAUCACUAAAUGAUGAUGAGGAUAAUGAAGUAUAUGGUAUUAUUCCCUAUGUUGCACCAGAGGUUCUUCAAGGACAAAAUUAUACUAAAGCUUCAGAUAUUUAUAGUUAUGGAAUGAUCAUGUGGGAAUUAAUGACAGGUAGAAGACCAUUUUGGGAUCGAAAUCAUGAUACAGAUCUUAUUAUUGAAAUAUGUGAUGGUUUUCGUCCUCCAAUUGUUACAAACGCACCUGAAGAUUAUAUUGAAUUAAUGCAAAGCUGUUGGCAUCCGGAUCCAAAUAAAAGACCAAUUGCUGAAGAUCUUUUUUUGACUUUUUAUAAUGGUAAAUUAAAUAAUGUAAAUGAAAGAAAUAAGCCAACACAAAUUAUAGAGACAUCAGAUAUUGGACCUAUAACAAAUAAGCCAGGUGCUAUCUAUAAAAGCAGACCUUUGAGUGCAAUGAUAAGAUCUGCAGAAUCCACGAGAAGCUUAAGAAGUCAAAAUAUUCAUAAUAAUACGUUAUCUAUAAAUAAAAGAAAAUUUAAUAAUGUUCUUAUUAAAAAUAAUGAAAAAGAUGAACCAAUCAAAAGAAUUAAAUUAUUUGAAAGUGAUAAUGAUGAUUACCUGACAAAAGAACUUGAAUUGGAUAUUGAUGAUAAUAAACUUGACAGUAAUGAUUAUAUUACUGAAGAAAUUAAUUUUGAUAUCUAAUUUAUUUUGAGUUUGUAAAUUUUACUUUGUAAAAAUAUGUUAAGCAUUUUUCUUAUGUUAUACAACAUUAGGUAAAUAAAUAU